Molecule: messenger RNA, 2052 nt
Organism: Hypanus sabinus (Atlantic stingray)
Lineage: Eukaryota; Metazoa; Chordata; Chondrichthyes; Myliobatiformes; Dasyatidae
Gene: slc25a22a
Product: solute carrier family 25 member 22a
Exons: 10
Coding region: 211-1194 (327 amino acids)
Biological process (GO): aspartate transmembrane transport; L-glutamate transmembrane transport; malate-aspartate shuttle
Molecular function (GO): L-aspartate transmembrane transporter activity; L-glutamate transmembrane transporter activity
Source: RefSeq, a predicted model, not a curated record
GAAUCCGACGAUGAUGAAAUAAAAUAGGAUGGCGAAAAAUCACUUUUUCUUGCAGAUCUUUAAAUUUUGUUCAACUCGGUAUAUGGAACGGUGACUGAGUUUAGAUAACAUCCACUCUCCGUGUGACUGCACAAAUCUCCAGAACUUUGAGAAUUUAACGUCAAGUUGAAGAAUAUUUUUAUUUCACAGAAGACCAGGGUAUUGAAUUAAAUGGCUGAAAAACAAAUCAGUUUACCUGCUAAGCUGAUCAACGGGGGCAUUGCAGGGUUAAUUGGUGUCACCUGUGUCUUUCCCAUCGACUUAGCGAAAACACGGCUUCAGAACCAGCAGAAUGGCCAACGGAUGUACAACAGCAUGUCUGACUGCCUCAUUAAGACAAUCCGAUCAGAUGGCUAUUUUGGGAUGUAUCGAGGUGCUGCUGUGAAUCUUACCCUAGUUACACCUGAAAAGGCCAUCAAGCUCGCUGCAAAUGACUUCUUCCGUCAUACGCUGUCUAACGAUGGGAAGAAGCUGACUUUGUUGAGGGAGAUGCUGGCAGGCUGUGGUGCCGGGACCUGCCAGGUUAUCGUAACCACACCCAUGGAGAUGUUGAAGAUUCAGCUGCAAGAUGCAGGUCGUCUUGCCGCCCAACAGAAGCUGAUGGCAGCGCAGGCAGUGUCAAGCUCCCCCUCGGGAAGCCCUAUUUCCAGUGCAAGUCAUGCUACCUCUGCUAUCAAGUCCCCAGAGACUGCCACGCAGAUCACCAAAGAGCUGCUCAGAAGCAAGGGAAUUACUGGCCUUUACAAAGGCUUAGGGGCAACGUUGCUAAGGGAUGUUCCUUUCUCCAUCAUCUACUUCCCACUGUUUGCUAAUCUUAACCAGCUGGGGCAGAAGAGUGUAGACGAGAAAGCUCCAUUUUAUGUUUCCUUCAUCAGUGGCUGUAUUGCAGGCAGCACAGCAGCAGUGGCAGUAAAUCCCUGUGAUGUAAUAAAGACCAGGCUUCAAUCCCUUCAAAGGGGUUUGAACGAAGACACAUACUCAGGAAUAAUUGACUGCGCCAGGAAAAUCUGGAGAAAUGAAGGACCUGGAGCUUUCCUGAAAGGUGCAUACUGCAGAGCACUGGUUAUCGCCCCCUUAUUUGGUAUUGCACAAGUUGUUUACUUCCUGGGAAUAGCAGAGACCUUAAUAGAGAUGCUACCAAGCAGACAAUAUUAAUGAACGUGGAGCACCUCAGCGAGACAUCCAGCCUGGUUCCACAGGAUUAUGUAUGUCACUUGAACAGCACAGUUUUUGGAAACUACAACUUGGAUCACCGUCCUCUUCCCUAUUCUACCCACCCUGCCUCCACCACCUUCAUCACAAAAUAGUUCCCACUUUUCCCAAUCAUUCCAAAAGACUGUCAGUAUUUUUUUGUUUGUUUUGUUUUUAAAUUGUUAACACUUUGAAGAAAAUGUGUCUGGGGCUAGAUAGCACCAGAUAUCACUGCAAUUGUUAUAGUCUGUUCCCUUAAGUUGGCCAGUACUGAUACAACAGAAAUCUUUUUGAAGGGAUCAUCUUCGGAGAAAGCAGAAGGCCUUUGCAACUAAUAAUUUCCAUGUGGGAAACAACAAUAAAUGAGCCAGAUUGAAUUUCCAAUAGCAGAACACAGGGUUUGUGAUACUUUUACUUUGGGCUUCUGUGCCUAGGUGCUGAGUGGCAUUAUUUUUAAACAAUGAAAUGGAAUGGUCCAUCUUGAGUCCACUGAACUUUCAACAUGUUGGUUAUUGGAACAACAGGUAAUUUAGUCUUCUAAUCUAGAUAAUUAAGUUUGACUGUACAAAAUGAACAGUAAGGCAUUGGCUGCCCAUUAGAUGACUUUUCUGAUUGUAUUUGCAUGAGAUGUUUUGAAAUUCAAUGUAAGAUGGGCAUUUAAUGACUAGCUGAUGUGGUGUCGUACGUUCCAUUUCCUACUGUUGUUAAAUUUCAUCACCCUCAUUCCUUACCAGAUGUCUGGAUAUGUUUUUUUUUGUUGUUGUGAAAAAUGUGACUUAAGACAACAUAAAUAGAAAAUGCAGAGAGUUUGGGACCCUGUGA